Scophthalmus maximus (turbot) is the source of this 3070-nucleotide messenger RNA. Its product is annotated as guanine nucleotide-binding protein G(I)/G(S)/G(O) subunit gamma-4. The transcript has 4 exons. NCBI's taxonomy places the organism in Eukaryota, Metazoa, Chordata, Actinopteri, Pleuronectiformes, Scophthalmidae. Gene Ontology annotation, cellular component: heterotrimeric G-protein complex. Gene Ontology annotation, biological process: G protein-coupled receptor signaling pathway. Gene Ontology annotation, molecular function: G-protein beta-subunit binding. The record is from RefSeq and is a predicted model, not a curated record. Bases 689 to 1129 code for a protein of 146 amino acids.
CAACCCGCUCGACGUCGAGCGAUGCUUCUCUCUUUCUUUUUUAUUUUCAUUGAAUUGUCUCGGCAUGUGAAAUCAUUUCGGGUUUUUUUUGCCAUGAUGGGAUGAUGCUUUGCUCCCGACCAGGGCCGCAGCUCGCACGGUGUGUGUGUGUGUGUGUCCACAAUUGGAUCCCCUUUAGAAACAAGAGUCGCCCGCGUGUUAGGGAUCUGCAUCAGUAAUCAGCGUCUUUGCAUUUGGAUCCAACGGCCCAGAGGCCGACACAGACCCGGGCACAGACCCGGGCACAGCCGCGGGGAGCCUGGGGAUGGAGGGGGACCCUGGACGGAACAGGGCCUGUAGCCUCACAGCCAGGGUGGGAGCGAAAUCGAUCUGUUAGCUUCAGAGGCUCGAAGGGUGGGAUGGGAGGAUGAAUUCACCGUCUGCAUCCCCCCCCCUUAGAAUGAAAAUCUGCUUCAUAUGUCUCUAUAUAUUCUGAUUCGAUGAAAACAAAUGAACAAAUCGAUGCAUUAAAUAAAAAAUAAAAAAAACUCAUUUUUUUUGCAUGUUGUAAAAGCACAUCUGUGGUCAGGUGUCGUUUCUCUCUGCUCCGGGGGGAGUGAGGGGGGUCAAGGGCCCUGAACCCAGAGAGAGAUGUAGCCGGAUCUGCAGGAAUCCGAUAAAAUACCCUGCACUUGUCAAUGAUGCACUGAUGGCCCUGUUGCAGAGGCAGAAAGUUGAUGGAGAGGAUGGAGGUGAAGAGUGGACAGAUCUGCUCCAAAGCAUCAUGAAGGACGGUAUCGCCAACAACAGCACCGCCAGCAUCUCCCAUGCCAGGAAAGCUGUGGAGCAGCUGAAGAUGGAGGCCUGCAUGGACAGAAUAAAGAAAUUCAGCAUUCGCUUUUUCCAGGUUAGUUGCAUCAGAGGUCGUAUAGCUAUCGUGAACAACAACAUACUGUAUGGGUCACAAAGCGAGGAGAGAGGCACCAGCGUCGAGCGUGACAAGGCUGUGGUUCAACUGCACGUGUCCAAAGCAGCUGCAGACCUGAUGGCGUACUGCGACGCCCACAUACGCGAGGACCCCCUCAUCGUGCCCGUGCCCGCCUCAGAGAACCCUUUCCGGGAGAAGAAGUUCUUCUGCACCAUCCUCUGAUGACCUGCGAGAGCCGUACAGGUGCCGGCACGGCGUUGCCUGGCUUCUCUGUCUUCACCACACCUGAAGCAACUGGCCACAGGCGUUCAGUUGAGUUUAGCCCGAUGGACACUCUGUUGUUGGUCAGCUCUGUCCUCGUGGCUGAAGGUUUUGGGGGAGUCAGCUACCAAACUGGCAACCCUGUGAGCGUGUCAUGUCUUGUUAAAUAGGUUUGUUAUUGCUUUGUUAUUAGAGAACAGCCUUGCUCAGUGCUUAAUGAGAUGAGAGAUGUUUUUUUUUUCUUCUUUUAUUGUGCUAGAUCUUAACAAGCCUCAGGAAACAGAAAUUUGCCCAGUGUCUAUUUCUUCAUGAACAGUUAUUCCCUUUCUCUUUUAUCUGAAUAAAAAGCAUUAAUCUGUGUAUUAAAUUGAACAUUUGAACACAUUAGUAGGAGCACCUACUGUAAGCACCACUGAAGUCUGACACUUCCCUCAUUAGUAGUUUCUGUUUCUGUUUGCCUCCGGAGUCACCGACAAUUAACCCGCUCGUUUUAGUGCUGCAGCACAGAGACGGAAACCUUAUCUCACACUCUAAAUUAUUUCAGUUUGUGCAAACUGCGCUCGUGAUAAGAAGCAGGUGGCGGCACAUUGACUCUGCUGCAAUAAAUAAAUAGACCCUCUGCUUAUUGAAAGGUGCAGAGCUAAUGCCUCGGCAGCGGGAUGAGUUCUUCUGGGUUAUCACUGUGCAAACAACCCUGAAGUCAAAAUAUGAUUUAUGAAUCCUGCUGCCUCCUUCCCCAGGCCUGCUCUAAUGCAUUCUACCUUUACGGCACUGUUUGAUUUAAUCUUCAUACAUUUCAUCCACAUCAAGUCAGAGACACUAUGAGUUUAAAACAUUUUUACAAGUUGCACGACAUCGCGACCGUCUCGUUUGUUCGCUGGGCAUGUUUCCUGAGCCUGAUUCUUUUUUGCCUGUCCUAGAGUGAAUGGCACGGCCUUUGACAUUAAUGCCAAACCAGAGGCCUGCAUGUUUUUCUCUGCUCCUUUUUGACAGCCUCCUCUGUUUCCGAGAGACCGUCAGUCUUCUAGAGUGUACAGUAUGUUACAGUGCCAAUUUCUGUGAGUGCAGCGUGAUCCUCACACUGUGGUCACACCGCCUUUUUUCUGUUCCGUUUGUUAUGGACGAGAAAGCACACUGUCGAAACGUUUCCUUUACAUGGUAGUGGAAUAGCAUUUGCUAAUUUUUACGAUGAACUGUUCUGAUGAUCGUUAUUAAUAUUGUUAUUAUCAGUAGUAUAAUUGAAUAUUUGUUGCAUAGCACUGACAGCCACAUGACGUGUAGUGCUACUAAGCUUGUAUGAUACUUAGGAAAGGAAACAUUUAUAAAUCAUGCAAUUAUUGAUGCUAUCUGAGUAUUUUUUAAGAAUAAUGGUAAGGGUCGGUUUACAUUAUAUGAUCCCUUCGGUGGUUCAGGCUUUUUGCAUCAUCGUUUCUGUAAAAUUAAAAGAAAUUUCCUCUUGGUACUUGAAUAGACUUUGCAUUCGGAAUCAAACUCUGAUACUGGACUGUCACAACCACAAACUAUUGGACUCAAAUUGUUUUUAGGAUAUUUAUUAUUGCUAUUAUUUCCUAUCUGAAAACCUGAGACUGACCUCAGGACGCUCUCACUGACCUUAAGGAUGGUGCCAAAUCUGAAACAAGAAAUAUAACGGCUAGAGAUGAAUAUUGCAUGGAUUUAUUUCUAUCUAUAACAGAGAGAACUAUUAUGAAAAGAAAUAUUGCCUCUUCAUUGAAUUUCUGGGUGCUACUCUGCACAGAAUUAUCUCAAUGGAGUGCGGAUAUGUUGACAAUGUGCAGCUGUAUUCAUGAAUGGUAUUAUUGUUUUGGAAAACAAUAGCAUUUACAUAGCAGGCUUUGUAAAUCCUUCGACGGAUCAAAUGAAUUAAAGGAAAAGGGCAACCCA